This is a messenger RNA of Aspergillus thermomutatus, 2565 nucleotides long. RefSeq lists its product as uncharacterized. Lineage: Eukaryota; Fungi; Ascomycota; Eurotiomycetes; Eurotiales; Aspergillaceae. The transcript has 7 exons. Gene Ontology annotation, cellular component: endoplasmic reticulum. Gene Ontology annotation, molecular function: oxidoreductase activity. Bases 1 to 2565 code for a protein of 854 amino acids. The record is from RefSeq and is a predicted model, not a curated record.
AUGCUGCAAUUACCAGAGGAAUUGAAAACCUCGCUCAGUUAUAUUGGUGCUGCAACAACUUGUUAUCUUGCCCUACAAGUCGCCAGUCAUUUUUAUUGCUACCUUCGACCAUCCAGUCUUUCACGCUACAACCCCCCUGGGAAAGAUGCUUGGGCUCUUGUGACCGGCUCCAGCGAUGGAAUAGGUUUCGGGUUUGCCCAGGAACUCUGCAAGCGCGGGUUCAAUGUCUUCCUGCACGGUCGAAACCACGACAAAUUACUACGAAAGAAGGAUGAGCUGCUGGCGGAGUUCCCCAACGCGAAGGUUCGGACCAUCGUCUUUGACGCAGUUAAAAGCACUGAAGAUCUCAGUCGGAUUGCACAAGAGAUCGGCGACGCUCGUCUCACGGUUCUGGUCAACAAUGCUGGAGGGGAGAUGAAGCCGUUCAAGCGACUGGCCGAGCUCACACAGGAAGACGCGCAGGCAACCAUCAGCCUUAAUGCUACUUUUGCGGUGCAGAUCACGCGCGUCCUGAUGCCGAUACUCGAAAAGAAUGGCCCGAGUCUCAUUCUCACCGUCUCUUCCGCAGCAGCCUAUGGGAUGCCGACCAUCACAGUAUACAGUGGCACCAAGGGAUUCGUGGAAUCCUUUACUCGGUCGCUGCAAGCCGAAGUGACGCUCGACGGAAAAGACGUGGAAGUUCUCGGGUUACGAGUGGGAAAUACUAAGAGUCAAGGGAAUGAUGUUGCGGUGAACCUAUUCACCCCAACUUCUCGCACUCUGGCCGGAGCGGCCUUGAAUCGUGUCGGGUGCGACGGAUCGGUUGUCUGGGCGUAUUGGCCGCACUCCCUCCAGGGUCUGAGCUUCCACCUAAUCCCAAGAAAUGUGCUGAUUCGAAUAUUGGGAGGCCGUCUCAGAGAUAUGAAGGAGGAGGCUGAAGCGAAACAGGCGAAGAAGAGGUGCUUCUUUCAUUAUCACAAGAACCAUUUUACUUCUUCAGUUCUACGUGAGGGGUUACCAAUGACGACUCUUGUGCCCCGCGAGCCUUACUCCAAGGAAGAGCUUGAGCAGCUCUAUCCAAAGGAGCUUCAGCUUCAAUUGGUCCAGGUGUUCCUUCGUCACGGUGAACGGACACCGGUUUCCUCGCGAUUCCAGAAUGCAGGCCUCGCACCGUGUAAGAAACCCUGCACCGAAUUUACUAAGCCUUACUGCUCGUUCCUAACUCGAUUACCACACAAAGAUUGGCCGUAUUGCAAUGUCGCGCGUCGGAUGAUCCAGAUGGCAGCCAGCGAGAAAGACCUCUCAUCGUGGAAUGGCUUCCAAUGGCGGAGGAAAAUGGAAGCCUUUGGUGAGAGAGACGAGUCGGUUGUUGCCGUGGGUGCGGCGGGUGAUAUAGAGGACAGAGGGCGGGAGACCACAUUUGCGCUGGGUCAGCGUCUGAGACAUCUAUAUGUCGAUCAGCUCGGUUUCAUGCCAAAGAUCAAAUCCGAUGCAGAAGAUAUGUAUCUUCGCGCGACGCCUAUCCCUCGAGCUCUCGAGUCUCUCCAACAAGCCUUCUGGGGCAUGUACCCGGCCAGUGCGCGUACGCAAGACUUCCCUCCGCCGGUGAUUGUCGCCCGCUCCGUCUCGGAUGAGACACUCUUCCCCAAUGAGGGUAACUGCCGGCGAUUCAGGCAAUUGGCCCGGCUAUUCGCGGACCGUGCCGCAAAGAGAUGGAACGAAUCCGAACAGAUGAACUACCUCAACGGCCUCUGGUCUAAGUGGAUGCCCGACGCCUCUCCCCGAAUCGCCGUCGACUCCCACCCCCGCCUCUCCGGUAUCCAAGACACGAUCAACGCGACCGACGCCCACGGCCGCGCCACGAGACUACCCGCAGAGUUCUACGACAAGCAAGCCCGCGAGUACACCAACACCAUCGCCGUUGACGAGUGGUUCGCCGGAUACGCGGAGAGCAGGGAAUACCGGAAACUCGGGAUCGGCGCCCUGAUGGGCGACGUGGUCGACCGCAUGGUCAACGCCGCCGCCAACGGCGGCUGGCGCAGCGAGCGCUCCGCCUCCGGCUCGUCCGCGGAGAACGGCAAGGCGAUCAAGUUCGCCAUGAGCGGGUGCCACGAUACCACCCUCGCCGCUAUCCUGGGCAGCGUGGGCGCCUUCGACGCCAAAUGGCCGCCUUUCACCUCUUCCAUCGCCAUUGAACUCUUCUCCCGCGCGGAGAACAGCCCCGCCUCGUCACCUUCCUCGUCCGGCAAGCAAAAGGGCCUCCUCUCGUACUUCACUGGUGAUGGCGUCUCGCCAUCGUCCGACACAGACCGCGCCCCGCUUUCGUCGCUCCCAAAUGCAAAACGGCAGGCGCUGCAGAACCACUACGUGCGUAUUAGAUACAAUGACCGCCCCGUUCGGAUUCCCGGCUGCGCGGCGAAAGCGGAGAAGCAUCUCCCCGGCGACGAGACGUUCUGCACGCUCGAUGCGUUCAAGGAGAUCGUGGAUAAGUUCACGCCCAAGAGCUGGAGGGACGAGUGUGUACAGAAUCUUGGGGAGGGGCUGUACGGUAAGGACGACGCGGAGAAGGCUGUUGCCGGGUUCUAG